This is a messenger RNA of Caretta caretta (loggerhead turtle), 5213 nucleotides long. RefSeq names its product dual specificity tyrosine phosphorylation regulated kinase 4 (gene DYRK4). Lineage: Eukaryota; Metazoa; Chordata; Testudines; Cheloniidae. Gene Ontology annotation, cellular component: nucleus; cytoskeleton; cytoplasm. The record is from RefSeq and is a predicted model, not a curated record. Gene Ontology annotation, molecular function: ATP binding; protein serine/threonine/tyrosine kinase activity; protein serine/threonine kinase activity. Gene Ontology annotation, biological process: peptidyl-serine phosphorylation; peptidyl-threonine phosphorylation.
GCUGAUGGAGGAUUAAACCAUAAGCAGAAGCGGGACUACUGAAAAGCAGUCAUUUCAAUUUUCUGUUUUAAGGGCAAGUGGAAAGUGAUAGAUGGGAUGCUGGAGGGGGUGAUAAUUUAUUUGAAACUAUGACUCAAGGAGUUUUUGUUUACAGCAGUAGAAACAAACCUAAGGAUGCUUCUUUGAAAAAAAUGGAAAGAAAAUGGUAUACCUUGCAUCUCGAGGGACAGUUUUGCAAUCACGCUGAGCCUAAUUGAUGAACAUGUUAUGCUGGCACUAAGUCCUCAAAGACUUCCUAGCACGUCAGCAAAUAUUCUAAUGUUCACAGUUGUGUUGGGUGUUUGGUUCAUGGCAAUGCUGAGGAACUGUAGUAAAGCAAUAUAUAAUUGAUACCAAGGAACUCUGCUGUAAAAGUGGUCAAAUUAUUAUUUGUAGAUAUGGGCCUGCUUGACAGCUCUGGAUUAGGCAAACGAUGGUAUGGGAUUUAAAAGUGAAAAGUGAAAAAUGUCAUGGAGACAGGUUUAAAACAUGGAGAAUUACCAAUAUGGGGGGAGAAGGGAGUGGCAAAAACUGUUGUGAUCUCAGCUUCUUCAAUGAGUGUUGUUUACAAAUGAGAAGAAACAGAAGAAUCCAGCCUAAGUCUUCCCAAGUAGAUUCAUUUUCUCAGUCUCAACUGCCAGCUCAAGAGAGCAAUCAUCUGGGAUCCAGCAAAGUCUUCCAUCAGAAAUUCAAUAGCAGCAUUAGUUCACUCCCUCAUCUGGAAGGCCAAACGAAGCACAAUUUCAUUUUAAAUACCGCCAGACCUCAUCCACAAGACAGCAGCCUUCCUCACAUAACAAAGAACCUGCAGAAUGUGAACCUAUUGCUUCAGGAAAACAGAUCUCGAGGCCAGCCACAUUUUUCCCAAUUUAACCUUGCAGAAAACCUGCUUGAAAGUGCUACCAGAGUCCAUCCCAAUAGGCCAGAAACAGAAGAAACCAACACCAGUCUCAAGCUGCCUCUGACAGCUCCAGAAGCCUUGAAAUAUUUUAGAAACCAGUUAACAGUAUAUGAGCAAGAAGAAAUUCUAAACUAUGCAGAGCUGUGGUUUCUUGGUCUGGAAGCUAAAAAGAUUGAAGGGUUACCUGAAACACAGAAUAAUAAUUGUUAUGAUGAUGAACAUGGCACUUACAUAAAGGUUCUGCAUGACCAUAUUGCUUACCGCUACGAAGUGCUAGAGGUCAUUGGGAAAGGGUCGUUUGGACAAGUAGCAAAAUGUUUGGAUCAUAAAACCAAUGAACUAGUGGCAGUGAAAAUAAUAAGGAACAAGAAAAGAUUUCACAAUCAGGCUUUGGUAGAAGUGAAGAUUCUCGAUGCUCUUCGGAAGAAGGACAAAGACAAUACUCACAAUGUUGUCCAUAUGAAGGAAUGCUUUUACUUUCGCAAUCACUUCUGCAUUUCUUUUGAACUGCUAGGAAUAAAUUUGUAUCAGCUGAUCAAAAAGAACAAGUUCCAAGGUUUUAGUUUGUCUUUGAUUCGACGAUUCACUCAGUGUGUGCUGAGAUGUUUACAAAUGCUCUACCGGGAAAAAAUUAUCCACUGUGACUUGAAACCUGAGAACAUAUUGCUAUACCACAAAGGUCAAAAUUCAGUUAAAGUUAUUGACUUUGGAUCGAGCUGCUAUGAACACCAAAGAGUGUAUACGUAUGUUCAGAGCCGAUUUUAUCGCUCCCCUGAAGUGAUUCUUGGUCACCCGUAUGCUACUCCUAUUGAUAUGUGGAGCCUGGGAUGCAUCAUGGCUGAACUUUACACAGGCUAUCCCCUUUUUCCAGGAGAGAAUGAAGUAGAGCAACUUGCCUGCAUCAUGGAGAUAUUGGGUCUUCCACCAGCUGAUUUUAUUCAGACUGCAUCAAGAAGACGAACGUUCUUUGAUUCCAGAGGUUUUCCUAGAACUAUAACAAACAGCAGGGGAAAAAAAAGACACCCAGACUCCAAGGAUCUAAGUAUGGUAUUAAAAACUCAUGAUGCUGCUUUCCUGGAUUUUCUGAGAGGCUGCCUAAUGUGGGAACCUGCCCUCCGCAUGACUCCGGAUGAAGCAAUGCAGCACACAUGGAUCCAGGAACCAAGAAUACAUAAAUCAAAACAAAAUCGCCACUCUGCAAGUGAAAGCUCCUUCUUCACACCAGAGAAGAAGGAGAAUGUAUAUAAACACACACUGCCUGGACAAGGAGAAGAAAACACCUGUCAAGACAUGGUUGAUAAAGUAAAAGGUGAACUGCCUGAAAAUCCUACUGCUGCAACUGAAAGACUAACUCUCAAUGCAGCUUCCUCAGACACAAUGGAAAAUAAAGUGCAACACACAACCAAACAGGUUAUUCCAGAGAAAGAUCUGGAAAACCCAGUGGAAAAGGCUAUCAAAAGAGACAAGGCAGAACAUAGCAGUGAAACAGCUCUUCACAAAAAUUCAAUGUUCUUACCACCAAUUAAGUAACAUUCUGCACAAGCAGCUAUUGGUCUGGUUUCUAUACCUGCCUGGUAUGUUUUGUAGGUAACCAUUUAACUGUACAAUAUUCAAGAACAUCAUUUUAAAUUAUAACUCUCCACACAUGGGCUGUGCACGUUUGUUAGACAUUUUUAAUCUCGAUUAGUCCAGGUAACCAAAGCAGAAUGUGCGUUGAACGUUCCUGAACGUUACCAACAUUCUUGUUGUGAUAAGAGAUUCUUCACAACCCACAGCAAUAUUUUUAAUAAAAAGGAGACUCUAGAGGUGGAUAGAGACUUAUUCUUGGUAUUAUACUGGACACUUGCAUUCAAAGACUCCUGCUUCUUGGGAGUUAAAAGCCUAAAAAAACCACAGAGGUCACAAGGUCUGAAUCUAAUCUCAUUUAAACCAAUAUAAAUCAGAAAUAACUCUACAGAGGUUAGUGGAUUUAUACCAGCGUAAAUGAGAGGAGAAUCAAACUCAUAGUGUCUCCCUCUCUGAGAGGGGAGAGUCAGAUACGGGUCAUUAGUAGCACCUCUGAACAGAAUUAGAAACCCACGUUAAGUUCUAUAGUGACAUGCACACUGCAAAGCAGGUAUUUAUAAAAGGCAACAGGAGAGAAGGCUACCAAACCAUGGUAUGCAUUACACCCUUCUACAGGGACUCCACUCCCUUUUUAUAUCAAACCAGAAGGGUGGAUGAAAGAGAGAGUCAAUGUCCAGGUGAAUGAACCCUCAAAGGGAGUCUGACUUAAUGCAUUACAAAAUCAGAUUUAUAUGACUGCCAGCCCCAGUCAUUAACCUAUCUUUUGACAUGUCUUUACAGCACCCAGCACAAUGGGGAUCUGAUCCCUGACUGAGGCUAUAGGUGCUACAAAUAAGAAUAAUAAGGACGCUAUCCUGCAGGAUUCAGGGAAUACCAUCUCAGUGAUCGCACAGUGGUCCCAGAGCACAAGAGCAAUUGGGUGGGUUACUGGAGUCACACUAUCACACAUAGGCUCUACAGGCCAGGAAAAAUUCCUGCAGGACAUAGGAAUGAUCACAUCAAUGACCUCAUCAAGGACGAAGACAGGCAAACUGUCCUGUAGGAUACAGGGUGACUGUAUCAGUGACUUCCUGGAGGCCCUAUACCAGGUGAUAGAGGGUUAACUGUAUCGAUGAUCUCACAGAAGUGUUGAGCAGGUAAACUGUCCUGGAAGAUACAGUCUGACUGUAUCAUGUAGCUUAGAAAAUGUUUGUGCUAAGGGCAAGGGUGCAAGGAACUGCUAAGAGCCAGCAAAGGCAUGAAGGCAAGAGGAUAAAUUGGAUGUCAGAGAUAGAGCACAGAGUUCAGCGGCUGGAACUGUUUGAAGUACUAUCUGUAUACCAUCAGGUUCCUGCUUGACACUGGAAACUAUGGGAAGCCCAUGAGUAUCCAACUGAAAUGCUGAUUACCUGUUGGACGCUGCUGAUAGUUCUCACAACAUUACUACCUGAAACAUCCCUGCAAUCAAACACUGAAAAACAGACUAUCGCCACUGUCAGAAUUGUAGUUGAAUAGCAGAGGGGGAAUUCAGGCUGUUUGAAUUUGAUUAUUAUUCAUUCUCCCUCGCUAUUGUGCUUAGUGACUUAGAUGCUUAGAUUACUCUCAUCUAAAAUAUCUGUUCUCCUCUCAGAGUUACUCACUUGUGUAUUUGUCUGCUCCAAUUGGAUCAAAUUGGGACUGCAGUCAUUCUUGAUUGCACUGGAGUUUCCAGAAUGAAACUACAGACACAGUUUGGCUUGUUGCGUCUUUGCUGCAAUUACAUUCUCUAGAUGAUCUGUUUUGCAGAGACCAUCUUCCAGUAGCUUUAUUAUAUUCUCUGGCACGUACACUGAUAUCUCCCAACUUCGCAGUAAACCUGCUGUUGAACAUCCCAGGAGCAUUCUCAGUGCUGAGGGUGAUGUGAGAUAGAAAAUCAUCUGACACUGGAAUUCAGUCUAACCAUCCUCUCACUCAUCAGAGGCAGAGUCUAUGUUGAUGGUAUUUGAGUAUAGUUGCAUAGCUCCAUAUUUGUUUCAUAUUUUCCCUUCCUUGUGUCCACAUUUUUCAUGUUAAGUCAUCAGCCUCCACAUCCAUCUCAACCAUGGUCACCUCCUUCAUUCUCUCUGGACAGUGUCUCCUUUAGUUAACAAUCAGAUUCAUGCUUAGAGACCACAGGGAUGAGCAUUGGGUAUAAAUUCUAAGAGAGGCAGGCAGACAGCUCUUCUCUUCAGGUGCCUCCACUGCCCUCAAGUUCUCCUGCAGAACAGAAAACAGUGGGUGUGGCCUAUCAUGUACAUGUAGCCCUCCUGUUCUUCAUGCAGUAAAAGGAGUCUCCAAAAUACAGAGCAAGCCUGUGGUCAGUGCUCUGCUCAUUGUGCCUAAGAACAGGCAAAGUGACAAAUUGUUGCAAGCCAAAAGAAUACCUGAAUGACUCACAGUUUGAGAAGCCCAAUUUACAGGCCUUAUUUUAUCCCUAUAGCUUAAAUGUACAUUAUCUUUCCUUUUUUAUAGUUCUUUUUUUAAAAAUGCAUUAUGGAACCUGUUGUCUGUUAAUAAUAAUCGCACUGUGCCCUUCUGUAGCACCUUGUGCUCAAGAACUAAAGGCAUUUUGCAGAUAUAAAUUAAGCACCACAACACCCCCCAUUAGGUUGCGUAUGUAUUAUUAUUAGGGCUGUCAAUUAAUUGCAGUUAACUCACGUGAUUAACUCAAAAAAUUAAUCGCAAUUAAAAAAAGAUUUUUUUUACAUUU